CCUAGGGAGAAGCUAUAGCGCCAUGGAGCCAACCUCCAGUGUGGCAGAGCUGGCCAAAAACAGUGAGGAUAUCGAAACGGACGCCUCCAAGGUGGCGGACCAUCAGGAGUACGCCGAAGCCCUCUCAAUGUCCGGCCAAAGUCGCAGUAAACGUCGCUGGAAUCGGAGGUCCUGCUGCACCCGAGAGGUCCUAAGUGUGGCCGCCAUUUGCAUCGCCCUGCUGCUCAUCAUCGGCGCCAUUUACAUGCACUUAAGACAGAAGCAUCAUCUGGGCCGACUGCACAUCAAUCUCAAGGAUCGGGGGAGGCUGGACGCCUUGGAGGAGGACUUUCCCGUGGUCACCGCCUCGGGUGUGGCUGCCCAGACGAUAACAACAUUCCCGGAAUCUCCAACGCAGCUGAGCGUCCAGUGCCUGGCCUGCAUCGCCACCACGGCCACGAAUAACACUCGAGCCAUCUGCAAGAACCGAGGGCGGAGUGAGGAGCCGUGCGGCAUUUAUCGCAUCUCCCACGGCUACUGGCAGGACACACUGGGGAUAAUUGACCCGGGCGACUCACUGGCACAGGAGUACGAAGGAUGCGUGGUGGAUGACCAGUGUGCCGGGACCAUUGUGCGUGGCUAUGUGCAGCGAUAUGGAGCCGAUUGCAACGGAGACGGGCGGAUCGAGUGUCGGGAUCAUGUGAGUCUGCACAUGCGAGGACCCGGCGGCUGUCGGAGGCAGGAACCUCUGGAGGGCCCGGCUGCAAGCCGCUUGGAAAACUGCCUGAAAUACAUGGGGAUUGAAUAGGACCGACUGCUCGUUUAUUGUUUCAACUGCAGGCGCUGCAUUAUGGGUCGCCAGUAGAGGGUUAGCACAAAGAGACCGACGAACUCGUGGAAUAGCAGCAG
This is a messenger RNA of Drosophila takahashii, 888 nucleotides long. RefSeq lists its product as uncharacterized. Lineage: Eukaryota; Metazoa; Arthropoda; Insecta; Diptera; Drosophilidae. The record is from RefSeq and is a predicted model, not a curated record. Gene Ontology annotation, molecular function: lysozyme activity.